This is a messenger RNA of Carya illinoinensis, 1277 nucleotides long. Its product is annotated as protein LEAD-SENSITIVE 1-like. Lineage: Eukaryota; Viridiplantae; Streptophyta; Magnoliopsida; Fagales; Juglandaceae. Bases 197 to 1165 code for a protein of 322 amino acids. The record is from RefSeq and is a predicted model, not a curated record. The transcript is spliced from 2 exons.
CUUCGGACGACCAUUAGCAUUUGUUUAAAAGGAAUGCUUGGAGGCCAAGCAGGCUACUGCAUUUGUGGGGUUGCAUCCCCGUCGCCUGCUUCCUUUGUUCGAGGACUAGAAAUAGAAUCCCCCAUCCUCUGGUUCAAAAGAUAAAACAAAAAAGAAUCCGCCAUCCUCUCUCUCUCUGUCUGUGGGAUCGAAGGAGAUGGGAGUGUGGUCGAACAAGAUCGAGAGGGAGAAUUUGAAACCGGGGGAUCACAUCUACUCUUGGAGGCUCACCUAUACCUACGCCCACCAUGGGAUAUAUGUCGGCGACGAAAAUGUUAUCCACUUUACUCGUGGUCCAGGCCAGGAGAUUGGAUCAGGACCUGUGCUAGACCGCAUCAUUGUGAGCUCAUCACCUUCCUAUCGUCCCAUGGGCAUUCCUUGCUCAAGAUGUGGAGAUCAAUCAAAUCUCAAUGGAGUCAUCAUUUCUUGUAUAGAUUGUUUUCUUUCGGGUGGAAAUCUGUACCUUUUUGAGUAUGGUGUCUCAAAAGCAUUUUUUCUUUUCCAAGUUCGGGGAGGUACCUGCACUCUUGCUUCAUCUGAUCCACCAGAAGAUGUUAUUCACCGUGCUAAAUAUCUUCUUAGGAAUGGCUUUGGUUCGUAUGAUAUUUUCAAGAACAACUGCGAAGACUUUGCCUUAUAUUGCAAAACAGAGAAAUUGCUUGCGGGAAGAAGUGGACAGGUGGCGUCCUUUAAUGCUGCUGUUGGUUCUGCUGCUAAUGUUGCUGUUGAUGCUGCUGCUAGUGCUGCUACUAAUGCUGUUGCUAGAGCUGCUGCCAAUGCUGUUGCUAGAGCUGCUGCUAAUGCUGCAAUUUCUUCACCAUUACAAUCUCUCGCUACCAGUUUUAGCGGCUAUCUCACUACCAGUUUUAGCGGCGGCACGAUAGUGGUUGUUUAUGGCGUCAAGUAUGGAAUCAGGUAUUGUACCAAUCGUUUAGAUUCUGAUAUUGGAGUAUGCGGUGAUGCCGUUGCUGUGGAGAGUCUUGUUGCCCCUUCUGGGUCAAAUGAGUCAGAGGCUUCUAAUGAGUUAAAGGCUUCUGGGUCAAAUUAUUCAAAAGCUUCUAACGAGUCAGAGGCUUCUAAGUCAAAUGAGUCAGAGGCUGUAACUGAGAUGUUUAAGGGGGGCUAAUCAUUUGAGUUGGGCAGGAACUAGGAAGUAUGCGAUUUGCAAGGUUGUUGUUAUAAUUUGAUUGCUGCAAAUGUCAAAUACAUAUAUAAUGCUUUGCUUUUUUCCUGGGGCA